Messenger RNA from Parastagonospora nodorum SN15, 1227 nucleotides. RefSeq lists its product as hypothetical. Gene Ontology annotation, biological process: regulation of alternative mRNA splicing, via spliceosome. Lineage: Eukaryota; Fungi; Ascomycota; Dothideomycetes; Pleosporales; Phaeosphaeriaceae. Bases 1 to 1227 code for a protein of 408 amino acids. The transcript has a single exon. The record is from RefSeq and is a predicted model, not a curated record.
AUGUCCUUGAAGUUCGGCCUCAAUCUGAAGAACAAGGCGCCAAAUGGCCUCGCAAAACCAGGCACGAAGCCUGCCCUGAAAAAGAAGAAGCCAUUACUCGAUGACGAAGAAGACGACACCAAAGACGCCCCCAAGCCCGCAGACAACGCCCAAGAAAUCGGCGAAUUCAACUUCGACGACACCAUCACAACGGCCCCCGAAUCCUCAAAAUCAGCCCCUCCAAAGCCCAAAAAAGGUCAACCUCCCGUCCCUCCCACCCGCAAACCAAAGCCCAAACCCGACGACCCCACCCUCCUCGCCAACUCCGCGAGCGCCAAAGAAGCCGAACAACGCGCGCUCGACGCCCUCAAACACGAUGCCAACAUCUACAACUACGACGCUGCCUACGAUGCGCUCCACGCCGCCUCCGCGCUGAAAAAAGCCGCCGAGGCUGCGGAUCCCCUCGCGCGCGCGCCAAAAUACAUGGACAGCCUCCUCAACGCCGCCGAGCAGCGCAAAGCCGACCAAACCCGCGCGCGCGACAAGUUCCUCCAGCGCGAGCGCGAGAACGAAGGCGAUGAAUUCGCAGACAAGGAGAAAUUCGUUACGGGCGCGUAUAAGAACCAACAAGAGGAGAAUGCGCGCUUGGAAGAGGAGGAGCGCAAGCGUCUCGAGAAAGAAGAGGAGGAUCGCAGGAAAUACGGCAUGUUGGGAUUUCAUAAACGAAUGCUGGAGGAGAGAGAACAGAGGCACCGCGAGGCAGUCGAAGCCGCAGAGAAGGCUAGUAAAGAAGGCAUCGUCUUGCCCGUGUCUGGCGAGGAAGAAGGGAAAUUGACAGAGGCCCAACAAGUCGACGCCCUGCGCGCACAGGGCAAAGACAUACUGUUAAACGAAGAUGGCCAGGUCGCAGAUAAACGACAACUCCUCAAAGGUGGCCUGAAUAUCGUCGCGAAGCCCAAACCUGCCCCGUCCACAUCCGCAGCCGCUGCUGCAGCUGCGAGGCCAACAUUACCAAUCCACGCACCAUCCAAGGGCAGGAACGCGCAACGAGAGCGCCAGACGCACAUGGUCGCGCAGCAGAUCGAAGCCGCGGCGAAGCGCAAGGCGGACGAGGAAGCAGAGGAAGCAGCGAAACUGCAGCACGCGGCCAAGAGUCAGAAGACGCAGACGGAUAUCAUGGGGGCCAAGGAGAGGUAUUUGCAGCGGAAGAGGGAGGCAGCGGCGGCGAAGGAGAAGGCGGGGAAGUAG